CAAAUUCAAAAACAAGGCGCUUGGCAAGCACUGCGGACGUGACGGGACGUCAAGUGUGUAUAUGCCCUCUGUGUUUUUAACAUAACUGACGUAGUUUUUCGUCGUACGAUGGACGAUUUUACGAAGACACUACUUGCGAGAACACGUGCCCGAAGAGAAAAUCUAAAUAUGAAGAUGCAAGACUCUCCUGCCACCACACGUCAGAGGAAACCUUUUGCUGAAGACGGUCUGAAUGUUGAUAGUGAAGUCAUAGAUGAUUUUUCAAGUACAGCUGAUUGGUCUCGUAAAACUGCUCGGGAGGUAAAGCCAGACACUCCAGCCAUCCGUGGUGUUCGCUCGAGGCUGAAAACAUUGGCCGACCAAAAACCUUGGGAAGCAGGCAAUGAAAAUCUGGUUGAUGACAUGCCAGUGGUGGUACCUCGUAAGCAGAGGGAGCCUAACACACUGCCGUCAGCACCUGCGUAUGAACGGCCUAAAUCUGGAUUCAAAAGUUCACGACUUGCAAGUCUGGCAAGCACGAUAAACAACUGGGAAGAUGACUAUUCCUACCAUGGAGUUGGACACAGAACUAGCCCUACAAAGCAAUUAAAAUCAGUGGAAGCCAAUGAUGAGAGUGAAGAUGUUUCUAAGCCAGAGAUAAAAACCUCUGUCACCUGGUCUGAUGUUACAAGAACAGAGACCAUAAAGACUAAGGAAGUAACAACUGAUGAGGGAACAAAAACGUCGAGGUCAGUGAUUAAGACAGAGAUUUCCAUGGCUCCUGCUAAACCAUCGCGGACAUUCGAGCAUGACGUGCCGAAUGGCAAUGACAGACGUGAAGCAAUGGAGGAGUUUAGAACAGUGCCGGAAGUGGAAGCAGAAGGAGUUGUGUUUAAGAACUUUAUAUUGCAGUCUGCAGUUAGUCCAGCCACAAUUAAAGAUGGCACAGAUAGCCAGGUCAAUUUGAGAAAGACCCCGUCAAAGGAAAUGCAAGCAAAAGGAGAUUCGCUUAGCCGGAUGCAGGCAUUUGGUUUUGUCGAAGCAGAUAAACAAUCAGUCAAGAAGCUGUCACCGAAAAAAGUGCAGGGUCAAAAGACAGAGUCAACGCCGGGGAGGAAUGAGAUUGAAAGCAGGUCCCGUCAAAAAUCAAAGAUGGACGCUGUAAUGUCGUCGAAACCGCCAAAAUAUUUUGGCGAGAGUGAGGAUGACAAUGAGAGCGACAGUGACGCAGACGUCUCGGAUGAGGAGCGGUGCCAGCAGCUGUCCAGCGUCUACAACAAAUGGGAGAACAAGUCGCGCGAGCCUGUCGCCGCGGCAACCGCCGCGAGGGACGACGAUGUCGACGACGAUGAGGGUAGCGCGGCCGAGAACGCGGAUCAGCAGCCGGGUAAGCUGGGCAGCGUCUACAACAAGUGGCAGACGAUGUGUCAGGCGAGCGCCUCCGGCAUGCCGAAGCCAGUCAGCCUGCCCUGCAAGCCCGUCGAGCGCUCGCCCGCACGCGGCAACCCCUCGGCGUUCAGCAACAACAAGGCGCUGUUCGAGGGCGGCACGACUCCGACCACGGCUGCGCGCGGGGUCGAUGCGACGCCCGUGUCGUCGGUGGAGCGUGCGAGGGCCGCGUUCGAGCGCGGACGCAAGCCGCGACCGCGCUCCGUCGCCGUCGAGAGCCCGGCGGCGCGCCCUGGCGGGGGCGCAACGCGCGCGCGGCCGGCAAGUGCGUACGCGCCAGCUGCCCGCUCUCGCAGCCCGGACGUGCUGUCGCCGGACACCGUGCGCAAGUUUAAGGAAGGCAAGAUCUUCAAGAAGACGACGAGUCCAAUGCGCAUCAGCAGCACGGCGUCGCGCAACAAGCUUGUCGUCGAGUACUCGCCUGAGCCGAAUCCCGUCACCGUGACGACGACAGCCGCCAUCAUGCUGAAGCCCUACCAGUUCGAGUAUGACAGCGAUGAGGAGUCUGACGACGAAACAGUGGAAGUGGCUCUGGCGCCCGUUCCUGUCAGGUCUCCGGUUAAAGUGAGGUCGCCGGUUAAAGCGCGAUCUCCGGCAAGGGUGGCUGCGGUGAGGGACCCAUCGCCAGUGGAAUCUGAAGAAGAAGAAGAAGAAGAAGAAGAAGAAGAAGAAGAAGAAGAAGUUGCAGUAGUACCAGUUAGAUUGAGGUUGCCUGUAAAGGUGGCUGCGGUGAGAGAUCCCUCACCAGUGGCAGUUAGGAAUGCUUCUCCCGGAAAGAAGCCGCAGUCGGCACGGAAGAGUCAGUUCUCGCAGGCUAUAGAGGCGCUCAACUUCGGAAGUCAUGUUAACACUAAUACUCCGCAGAGAGACACAAGACUUCCCCCGAAGUGUCCCACCAGCAAGUCCAAGUCUCAGCUGGCCAGCACCACGAGGAACACAGUUUCAGCUCGAUUGCCUUCCCCAGUACCUAUGAGGGCGCCUUCCCCAGUACCUGCGAAGGCACCUUCUCCAGUGCCAAUAAGAGGACCUUCUCCUAGAAGGGGCAAGGCAACAUCCCCUUCACCAGCUAAAGACAUGAGUGCUGGAAUGAAAAAUCUACAGCAGAAACUUAUGAGUCAAAUGAAUCACUGGGAGAGCAGCACUGAUAUGGAAAAAACAAGGGAUCAGCGACAGCAGGAGAUGGUGGGUCUGCUCAACCGUUGGGAGGAGUCGUCCGCUAACACCUUACCACCAGCACCUGAUUCAGACUACAUCAGCCAGACUGAGCAGGCGCACAAUGAGGAUGCAAAACUGAAGGACAGCGGACAGUACUACCGAGGCGCGACGCCAACCAAAUACCUGAGACCUGAGAUAGAGGCUCAGAUUCAACAGAAGGCAUUCCAGUUCAUUCCAGCGCCGCCUCCAGAACCUACUGUGAGGAAGGUUGCUGAGCCUGUGGUUAGGAGGGAGCCUAAACCUAAGGCACCGUCACCCGUGAAAGAACUAGUACCAAAGAAGUUAUCAAAGUCAUCUCUGUAUCCCAGCUUGGAGUCUCUGAUGUCCGAUACAACAGAGGAGGAAGAUGAGAUAGGUUCACCCGGCGCGUCAGGGGAAGCCAGCAGCUCCUCGAUUGACUCGCUCACGAAGGACCUGGAUGAUGCUGACUGCAGUGCUAACAUCGAUGACAUCCUGGAUGGUGAGUCGAGUGAGGAGGAGGAGGAGGAGGAGAUGCCACCUCCGCCACCACGCCCCCCACCGAAAACCCGUAGGAGCAACUCUGGAUCGAGAAAACCGCCUGCUGUCCAGCCUCCAAAGGACGACUACACGUCACCGAUGGUGACGCCCCGCGACAAUGACGCUCCCCUCAUGUACAGCGUGAGCUUCUAUCGCAACCAGAAGCUGAAUGAUCACAGGCCACCUGUGACGAGGGUCGUACACAGAGGCGUGGAUCGCAAGAGGAGUUCUUCACCUGAACCAGAGCCCGAGGUUGAACGCAUCAGCCUCAAGGACAAAGUCAAGAUCCUCAAUGAUGAGAUAUCGCGGCAGCAGUCUAUAAUCAGCCAGGCGAGUGCCGCACUCAGCGUGGCGCGCUCACGUGAGGAGUUCCACGGAUCACUGGAGCAGGUUGAGGGAGAGCGGCUGCUGCUCAUCGCCUGUCAGAAGAGGACAUCGUGCAUGGCGGAGCUGCAGAAGAUAAAGAAGCUGGAGGCGAGUGGAGUAGAGAAGAAGGGUGCCAUCAAGGAGUACUGCGGUCGCACGGGCUCCGUCACAGUCAAGAACAUCAGGCUGCCUCUGAAACGCGAGUUUCUGGCCACCAGAGGGAGCACUAAUGACCUGUUUGUGCACUUCUUCCUCUGCUUGAUACGCAACGGGCCGCAAGUGGUCAACACGAUGAUGCUGUCAACGCACGAGAACGUGAUCAGCGGCAGCCUCUGCUUCAGUAACUGCAUCUGCCUGCAGGACGUCGGCAGCAACUUCAAGAUCGACAUCGACGUCUAUGGCAUGCAAACAAGAAAAGAGUGCGUAAUGCCAGAUAAAGGUCACGGCAAAAAGUCGAAGAAAACGCCCAAGAAGAGCAAGUCGCAUUCGGUUCUUGCUAAUCCAGCGUUUUCCAGCCCAGGCGCUGUCAAAACAACCAGCUUCUGCCUUAUUGGCUACACCAGCCUGACCCUGAAGAACAUAGACAGAAACAGUUUCACGCUUGAAAAGGUGCCGUUCCUGUCGCCACUAGAGGGCAGCCUCUGUGCAGACAUCACUUGCCACACAAGUGGAACAACGAUUCUGGAGAGGGGUUUCAUGGCCAUGUAUGAUGACGUGAAUGGUUUCGGAGCGUGGCACCGCCGCUGGUGUGUCCUCGGUGCGAGCUGCAUCUCCUUCUGGAAGUACCCCGACGACGAGACGAGGAAGCCGCCUAUAGGAAGCAUAGACCUGGCGAUGUGCAACUCCAAAAAGGUUGAUGUGGCGCCGCGGGAGAUCUGUGCCCGUCAGCACACGUUCAUGCUGAUCACGCAGCGCCCCUGCGCUCCCGGCGACAUAGACUCGCUGGUCGCAGAGGUUCACAGCAAAGUUACCAUCACUAGGUUUUUACUGUCGGCGGACACAAAGGAGGAGAGGAUUGUAUGGUGUAACAAGCUGAAUCAGGCCUUGGGUAACCUGCGCAUGUGGAACCCAGAUGCUGUUCGACCCUAAAUGUAGAUCAGCUGUGAGCGUUGAGUGCGAUAUUGCUGGCGGGAUGUAUUGUCAGGCACGUGCGUGCACGAGCAUUCGGAUGCUCUUGAAUGCUGUUUGCGGGUGAUUGUGUAGUUAUAUAGUUGUAGACUUUAUGUUAUACAUCCCUUUCUUUAUAUACAUUACAUUCUCUUUACUGUCUUCUUAUUUACGUGACCAAGAUCACCAACGAAGUUGAUAUAAUUUCUACAUGCAAACAUUGCCUGUAGUGAUUCUCUGUAGAAUACCAUUAAUUGACUAAUGUGAUCGUGAGCAAAGUGAUAUAAUCCUUCCUUUAUGGGUGACAGUUUCAGUGCAAUGCACAGCAAUACAUAUACACAGCAAUGUUGUAAUAUUAUGGAUAUAUUAUAUAUCUGCGCUUGGAAAUUAUGCUAUUUUUAAAUAAAACGAAAAGAUCAUUAUCUCACAUAUAUGCAAACCUUUCAAAUAACUACAGAACUAACAAUUACCAAGACAUGAACGCUCUUCAUUUUUGCUCAUCCUUGCAGCCGAUUGGAGAGAAUGAGCAUGUAUAUAAGAUUAACCAAGAAGACUUGUUUAUUGUAUUUCAUUGUGAUAUUGUGCUGUAGAUCGACUCAGAAGCGUUGGUUGCAGCCCGUAGACGUUAUUUUCAGAACAGGCAGUUCUGGCCAUCAAUACAUUCAUGCACCUGAAGGUAAACAUACGGGUGUGUCAAUUACUUAUAUUUGAUAUCAUUACUAUCAGUAAGGACAGGGCAUUAUUUGCACAGUGUGAAUGAAAGUAAACAAAAAUGCCGGCCGAUUGAUUAUACCUACAUUUCGUAAAAGAUUGAUUCUGUAAUAUAGUUGUGCAACUGGUUGGGUUUAUGUGAGUUCUAUAUCUCUUAUAUCUACGUAUGCGUUAAUAAGCUUCUGUAAACAGCCCCUUGCUUGCACAUUGCUGCGAUUUUGAGUGAUCGAUUCAUGUUCUUUGUCGUGCAUUUAGGAAUGCCAACAUGGGUCAGUAGAUAUUACCGGGUAGUUUGCACACGGCUUUGUAGCAAAUUUUGUGUUACAGAAAAAAAACGCCUGGACAAUUCGAAAUUAGUGAAUUGACACAUGAUUUUAUGUUCUUUCAUAGGAGGUUGUAAGUGCUAUAUGACAUCUUUUGUUUUGUGUAGGAAAUAUAUAUAAUUUUUUAUAGACCAAAUUAACGUAAUAGAUGUAUCUAUGUACAAGCAAUGCAUGAUAUUUUCUGGCUGGUCGGCAGUUUGGUAUACUUAUACAUGUAUGAAUAUUAUGCCCACAAUAUGAUAUGCCAUCAAAAAUAGUUUUAGCCAACACUUGUAAUCCAUGUCUAUUAAUGUUAUCGAUAAAUGUUUUUAUGCAUAAUUUAACCUGAAUUUUGUACAUACAUAAUUGUAAUCGAGACAUUGAUGUGUUCAAUAUUUCAGCCCGUUGGAAACGUGGUAUAAUUAAAUGCAUUCAUAUGGAAUAUAUAAUAAUAAUACGUA
Priapulus caudatus is the source of this 6088-nucleotide messenger RNA. RefSeq names its product actin-binding protein anillin-like. Gene Ontology annotation, cellular component: actomyosin contractile ring. The transcript is spliced from 25 exons. Gene Ontology annotation, biological process: septin ring organization; actomyosin contractile ring assembly; mitotic cytokinesis. Bases 109 to 4596 code for a protein of 1495 amino acids. Lineage: Eukaryota; Metazoa; Priapulida; Priapulimorpha; Priapulimorphida; Priapulidae. The record is from RefSeq and is a predicted model, not a curated record.